AUGGUUACUCAACAUGGCGACCACCAUCAUAUCCCCGCCCACUUCCGCAUCCAUAAACCCGGCGCAUGGCUCCCUGCUGACCAUCGCGUCCAUCGGCAAUACCUCUCCAACAUAACCUCCUACAUCGACUCGCACCCCGAGGAAAAGCUCACGCCCGCCCUCGAGGAAUUCAAGCAGCUCAUUGAGGGAAAUUCCCGUGUGUACAUGUACUUUGUGCAGAUGUUUGACGAAAUUCCCCGGAAGCACCCAUAUUGGCAUGAUCCAACUGGGGUGAAGCAGAUUCGCGACUACAAGCAUAUGCUGCAGGUGCUGAAUCAUAUUGUUACGAGGGCGCCGGAGUGGACGGAGGCAGCGGAGAGUGUGGGCGUAGUGGGAGUUCCAAUGUGUGCUAUUUUUGAUUACCCGAUGGGUACGCCGAGUGGACAUGCGGCGUUUUUAGAUCCAGAUGUAAACAGAGCGUUGAAGAAGGUGCUGAAUGAAUGGGGGAAAUAUCUGCAGUCACCAGCAUCAGCAGAAGUCCUGGGCGACCACAAACUAGGCUGGUUCGGCCAAACCGGCAUCAACGACCUCGUCCAAGUCGCCAACGCCCCCUACAAGUCCAACAUGAAGUUUGAAGAAAUGUUCAUCUGCGACCCAACCGCAAAACACAUGGGCUUCAAGUCCUGGGACGACUUCUUCACCCGAAAACUCCACGAUUCCGCACGCCCCGUCGCCUCCCCCACCGACGACACCGUCAUCGCCAACGCCUGCGAAUCCAAAGUCUUCAACAUAGAGCACAACAUCAACCUCCGCGACAAGUUCUUCGCCAAGGGCCAGCCCUACUCCCUCGUCGACAUGUUCGCCCACGACCCCCUCGCGCACAAAUUCGUCGGCGGCACAAUCUACCAGGCGUUUUUGUCGGCGCUGUCCUACCACCGCUGGCACUCGCCCGUCUCGGGGACAGUGAAGCGCGCGUUUGUCCAGGACGGGACGUACUUCAGCGAGCCGCUCAACGAAGACGACGGGGAUACGGACGUCAAGAUUGACACGAGGGGGAUUACGGUUGCGCAGGGGUAUUUGUCGGCGCUGGCGACGAGGGCGGUCAUUGUGCUGGAGGCGGAUGAGAAGGCGAUUGGGCUGGUGGGCUUUGUGGGGAUUGGGAUGGACGAGGUGAGUACGUGUGAUGUUACGGUGCGGGAGGGACAGCAUGUGAAGAAGGGGGAUGAGUUGGGUAUGUUUCAUUUUGGGGGGUCGAGUCAUUGUUUGGUGUUUGGGAAGGGGGUGAGGGUUGAGGGGUUUCCGGGCGUGGGGAGGGAUGAGAAUGUUCCUGUGAGGGGGAAGUUGGCUGUUGUUAAGAAGUGA
Messenger RNA from Pochonia chlamydosporia 170, 1341 nucleotides. RefSeq names its product phosphatidylserine decarboxylase family protein. The record is from RefSeq and is a predicted model, not a curated record. Gene Ontology annotation, biological process: phosphatidylethanolamine biosynthetic process. Gene Ontology annotation, molecular function: phosphatidylserine decarboxylase activity. Lineage: Eukaryota; Fungi; Ascomycota; Sordariomycetes; Hypocreales; Clavicipitaceae. Gene Ontology annotation, cellular component: mitochondrion. The transcript has 5 exons. The coding region runs from base 1 to 1341 and encodes 446 amino acids.